Molecule: messenger RNA, 2456 nt
Organism: Leptonychotes weddellii (Weddell seal)
Lineage: Eukaryota; Metazoa; Chordata; Mammalia; Carnivora; Phocidae
Source: RefSeq, a predicted model, not a curated record
CAGACAGCGCCGCUGCUGCCACAGCUGCCUCAGCUGCUGUUGCUCGCGCGUCUCCCUCUCGGACUCCCCUGCCCAAGACUGCCCCUAGGCCUGGGCCGGGCGACGAGGACCCUGAGAGCAUCCGCUCGGACGGCCCCCGAGAGACUGUUCGGUUCGCCGGCUUCGACCUCGGCCAGGCUCCGCUCCUCCGGCGCGUGAGGGGCCUCGGUGGUUGCGGCGCCGGCGCCCGGCAUGUAUCAGAGCCCGCGGCGGCUCUGCUCCGCCCUGCUGCAGAGAGACGCGUCCGGCCUGCGCCGCUUGCCCACCCCCGGGCUGCGCCGCCAGUCGCCUCCGCCGGCGGCCGCCCCCCGGCCUGCGUCCCCCCGGCUCCUGGCGGCGGCCUCAGCGGCCUCAGCGGCCUCGGGCGCCGCGCGGUCGUGUUCCCGAACAGGUUUCCUUGGGCCGAGGUUGGUCAGCUCCAGCAGCUUCCCAGCUCUUGGAGAAGGAAAAGACAACUUUGUACAAUGCCCUGUAGAAGCACUCAAGUGGGAAGAAAGGAAAUGUCUCAUCCUAGAAGAAAUCCUAGCCUACCAGCCCGAUAUACUGUGCCUCCAAGAGGUGGACCACUAUUUUGACACCUUCCAACCACUCCUCAGUAGAUUGGGCUAUCAAGGCACGUUUUUCCCAAAGCCCUGGUCACCUUGUCUCGAUGUAGAACACAACAAUGGACCAGAUGGCUGUGCCUUGUUUUUCCUCCAGAACCGAUUCAAGCUAGUCAACAGUGCCAAUAUUAGGCUGACAGCCAUGACAUUGAAAACCAAUCAGGUGGCCAUUGCACAAACUCUAGAAUGCAAGGAGUCCAGUCGACAGUUCUGUAUUGCAGUCACCCACUUAAAAGCACGUACUGGUUGGGAACGAUUUCGCUCAGCUCAAGGCUGUGACCUCCUCCAGAACCUGCAGAACAUCACUCAAGGAGCCAAAAUUCCCCUUAUUGUUUGUGGGGACUUCAAUGCAGAGCCAACAGAGGAGGUCUACAAACACUUCGCUUCCUCCAGCCUCAACCUGAACAGUGCGUACAAGCUGCUGAGCCCUGAUGGGCAGUCAGAACCCCCAUAUACGACCUGGAAGAUCCGGACGUCAGGGGAAUGUCGGCACACACUGGAUUAUAUCUGGUACUCUAAACGGGCUCUGAGUGUGAGGGCAGCUCUUGAUUUGCUCACUGAAGAACAGAUUGGACCCAACCGGCUACCAUCUUUUAAUUAUCCUUCAGACCACCUAUCUCUAGUGUGUGACUUCAGCUUUAAUGAGGAACCUGAUGGACUUUUCUAAAUGCUUGUCUUUUUAAUCACAAGAGUCUUAACCAGGGAUGUUUCAGGAAACUAAAAUAGGAUAAGAAGUUGCCCGAGGAAGGAUUCCCAGUUUCUUUUGUCAUUUUCCAUGUUUCCAGCAUGCCCUUGGGAAGGAAUCCCAUUAGUCCACAAACCUUUUCCAUUAAAACCUGCAGCAAAGAAGGUGUUUGCACUCCAGUUUUGGCUUGUAUUAUUUUCUUUCCCUUAGCAUUACAUUUGGAUCAUUUAAGGGCAUUAAAAAUGAGGCUUAUUUUGUAGCUUUUUCAGUUUAAGGAUGCUUUAUAAAAAUAGACUUGCUUGAGUCCUCCAUAAUUAGUAAGUAUACAGGAGCAAUUUCUCUAGAUAGCAUUUCAAGUUAUUUAUUUGUAGUUUUUAAAAUGUCAGCAAGAUAUGCAUGGCAAUAUUUAUUUUUUUAUAUUUUCAUAUAAGAUUAAAUAGAGCAUUGUGAAUGUUUUAAAACCAUGCAAAACAUAAGUUAUAGAGUAAUUUAUAGUGAUUUUCUUAAAUCUCUAAGAUCUUUUUAUUUGGGGUCUAACAAUAGUAGUGUAUAAAGGGACUAUGUAGCCUGACAGGGUUUUUAGUUUAUUUAAGUGGAAAUAUCAGGUCUCCUUGAUACUUUCUUCGUAAGCAAUCCUUGCUAUGCCUCCAUGUUCCCAUUAUUGUGUUUCUUAGAUUCCGUAGUCUUCAUUAUUGAAUCACUGUUAGGCAUUUAUAGCUUUCCAUUGGAAUGCUAUGAUACACAUUUGAGGUCACUCAGUGUCUGUUUGUAUUGGACUGUGCUUUUCACACUAGGUUAUUUAGGAACUCUUAUGUGGCAGUAGCUAAGAAAGUAAGUGGGGCCUUCUUUUCAGAGAUAGGAAACUAGAAAGCCUAUUAAUGAGGCUAUUCUUAAAAUCUCCUAAGAGAGCCAAGUGGCUAGUUCAAAAUGUCUAGAAAGAAGAAUGUUAAAAAGUUAGAAAGAUAACUUGGAAUUCUCUUCCAUAAGAAAUAAAAGCGGUACAAGAUAACAGGUGAAGCCCCUUUCAAGCAAAAUCCCAACAAAUAACCUAUUGGUAAUAAAUUGAUAAAUACUUUAACCCAUGAGUUGUAAAUACUUAAGAAUAAUAAAUGGUCUUUUAAAGCUAGUGA